AUCGUCACGGAAACGUCGCUCGCUCGCUCGCUCUCUCGCACGCUAGCUGCUGGACGCCUGACGGAGGAGACGCGGACGGACCGGACCGGACCCAACCGAACCGAACCGAACCCAGUCGGCCGGCGGCUUGUUUGCCGCUCUUGGUCAGAAUGAGCCGCUCGUCGCGUUUGACUUGAAUUGACGCCACCGCUGAGAGCACACUUUGGUGGACCGUUGAGGAUGGCGCUGCAGCUCCCCCUGGUGGUGACGGCACGCGUGGAUCUACUGCUGGUCCUGGUGGCGCUGCUUGCCUUCUGGACCAGGAUGCGCCACCUCGCGCACCCCAACGCUGUCGUGUUUGACGAGGUCUACUACGGACAGUUUGUGUCUCUCUACAUGAAGAGGCUUUUCUUCAUCGAUGACAGCGGACCUCCACUUGGUCACAUGAUCCUGGCCUUGGGGGCCUACUUGGGAGGAUUUGAUGGAAACUUCACGUGGAACCGAAUAGGAGCAGAGUAUCCGUGCGGCGUGAGCGUAUGGAGUCUGCGUGCUGUCCCGGCUGCGUGCGGCGCGUUGUGUGUUCCUCUUGGGUAUUGCGUGACUCUAGAGCUGGGUUUUGGUCACGUGUCGGCGUUGGGCGCGGCGCUGCUGCUGUUGCUCGACAAUUCUCUGAUCGUCCAAUCGCGGCUGAUGUUGCUGGAAUGCGUCCUGAUUUUCUUCAUCCUGUCAUCCUUCCUGGCAUACCUUCGUUUCCACCGUGCCGCCGGCAGCUGGCCCAUCAGAUACAGUUGGCUCCUCCUCUCCGGAACGUCCUGCGCUGCCACCAUCGGGGUGAAGUACAUGGGCGUGUUCUCCUACCUGCUGCUUUUGGUGGUGGCCUUUGUGCACUGCUGGAAGUUGAUUGGCAACACGCAAGUGAGCGGCGUGAGUGUGUUUGUUGAGUGUGUGUGUCGCGGCGUGUGUCUGCUGGUGCUUCCAGUGCUGCUCUAUGUCCUUUGCUUCUACGUGCACCUCACUCUUCUACACCGCAGUGGACCACACGACCAGCUGAUGACCCCCGCCUUCCAAGCCAGCCUCGAGGGCGGUCUGUCCCGGAUCACGGAAGGUCAACCUCUGGAGGUUGCGUAUGGCAGUCAGGUGACUUUGAGAAGCUCCACCUCACAACCAAUCCCAUGCUGGCUGCAUUCUCACAAAGCCAACUAUCCAAUCAGGUAUGAUAGUGGUCGCGGCAGCUCUCACCAGCAGCAGGUAACGUGUUACGCCUUCAAGGACGUCAACAAUUGGUGGAUCGUUAAAAGCGCUGCCAGGGCCGACCUGGCGGUGGGCCGUCCUCCUCGCGCGGUACGUCACGGCGACGUGGUCCAGCUGCUCCACGGAAUGACGUCGCGGUUGCUCAACAGCCACGACGUCGCGGCCCCCGUGAGCCCCCACGCUCAGGAAGUGUCGUGCUACAUCGAUUUCAACGUGUCCAUGCCCACGCAGAACCUUUGGAAAGUGGACAUCGUGAACCGCGAGGACGAUUCCGAGGUGUGGAAGACGAUCGUGUCGGAGGUUCGCUUGGUUCAUGUCAACACAUCGGCCGUCCUCAAGCUCAGCGGCUUGUCUCUUCCUGAUUGGGCGGCGGGUCAGAUGGAGGUGGUGGCCGAGAAGGUGAAAGGUCACGGCAGCGGCGCGACGUGGACGGUGGAGGAGCACCGAUACGGAACCAGUGAGGAGCAGAAGGACAGGGAGGCGGAGCUUCAGUCCCCCACAUACAUGGACGUGAGCCGCAAGAUUUCGUUGUGGUCCAAGUUUCUGGAGGUUCAGUGGCGGAUGUUGACGGUGAAGCAGGAAGACUCCGAGCACAAAUACAGCUCCGCCCCUUCGGAGUGGAUCACCAUGGAAACCAACAUCGCCUACUGGCUCCACCCCUCCACCAAUGCUCAGAUCCAUCUGAUUGGUAACCCGGUAUCAUGGGGCGUGGCCAACCUCAGCCUACUGGCCUAUCACAUCAUGGCAGCCAUCUACCUGCUGAGGAGGAGGCGGGGCAUCAAAGACUUGCCUGACGUGGCGUGGGAGCGUUUUGUGUCAGUGGGCGUGAUGUGUGUGGGCGGCUGGUUGUUGAAUUUCGUUCCGUUCGUGUUGAUGGACAAGCGUCUGUUCCUGUACCACUACCUGCCCGCUCUCGUCUUCCUGCACCUGCUCAGCGCCGCCCUGCUGGAGCACGUGCACACGCACGUGCUCAGCAAGGACACGCACCGUCGCGUGCUGCUGGCGUGCGCGUUUGUCACGUGGGUGUGCGUCUUCCUGUCCUAUCGCGCCUUCAGCCCUUUGACUUUUGGCAGCCCGGAGUUGUCGGCCAAUCAGCUGCGAGCGCUCAAGUGGAGGAGCUCCUGGGACAUCCUAUACCGCCGCCGCUAGGCUCCUCCCCCUCCGUGACAUCACGCCUUGUGAGUGGACAGCACUUGGGAUCAUUUUAAGCCACAAUAAAAGCUCAAAGUCCAUUUUGAA
Messenger RNA from Phyllopteryx taeniolatus (common seadragon), 2469 nucleotides. It is a transcript of the gene pomt1, whose product is annotated as protein-O-mannosyltransferase 1. Gene Ontology annotation, cellular component: membrane; endoplasmic reticulum. Gene Ontology annotation, biological process: protein O-linked glycosylation via mannose. The record is from RefSeq and is a predicted model, not a curated record. Lineage: Eukaryota; Metazoa; Chordata; Actinopteri; Syngnathiformes; Syngnathidae. Gene Ontology annotation, molecular function: dolichyl-phosphate-mannose-protein mannosyltransferase activity. The transcript is spliced from 20 exons. The coding region runs from base 220 to 2379 and encodes 719 amino acids.